GAAAUAGCUGCAAUGAAACAGCCGUAGUCCCUUACAGGGACCAAGUUUUACUAGUGUGCUCUGACACUUUCCCUAAAACUGAUGACACGUGGCCAUGGAAGCUGUAAGAUUUUGGCAAGCAUGUUGUGGAUUGCAGCCCCGCUGCUGCUGAAUAAACUUUACCUGCAAAUGUUGUGCCAAGCAGUCACUUUUAACUGCUGAUAGCACUCACUUAAGAACCACAUUCACUUCUCCAGGUGGCACUACCCAAUGUUGAUUUUUUUCCAGUCGGUAUAAGCCGAAACUCAGUGACCCCUUUACAACUUUUUUCCAUGAAUUGCACUUAACUUCAUUCAUAGCAGCAACUCCUUACCCCACUGUGAUUACUUCAGCAUCAAGCCUGCAAGCUCAGCUGUGCUUUACUGCUUCCCAGACUGCUCUUUGCACAUCACUGUGGUAUUUCAUGACUGAGAUUUUUGUCCAGCUUUCCUACGUGUCUUCCUCCUUUGGACCCUUAAGCAUUUGCCCAGCUCCUGCAAGGCAGCAAUGCUUUUCCUCAGAAGGCUGACGGCGGGAGACUUGAGGACACUUCCAAGAUUUCUUGCCUCUGUAUCAGGAAAGGAACAUGUUCCUGCCAGGCACCUUGGCCAUGACCACAACAUUGGGAUGCCAGGAGAAGCCGCUCCACACAAUACAGAGCAAAUUACGUGCAAUUCAGUUCUGCAACGCCUUAGUAACCUGCUAUUUUACACAGUUUCUGAAGGACAGGAGCAACUUCCAGUCUACAAAUUCGUUAAUUCGUUAAAGGCAAAUGGCAUACUCACCUCUGACCCUAGGUUGAAGGACUGCAUGGAUAUGCUACAGCAAACUGUACAGGAGUUAGCCACUGGAGCUGUGAUGGAUCGGGAGAUGUUUCAGAAAUGUGUUCAGAGUAACAUUGUGUUCCUGACCCAGAUUGUUUGCAAAAAGUUGGCAAUUCCUGACUUUGAACAGUUCACAUUGCAUGUGAACCGCCUGUAUGAAAAUGCCAGUGCCUUAGACAAGGGAGAGGUGGCUAACUACAUUCCACAGCUGGCUAAGUCUAGCCCUGAACGAUGGGGUGUGUCUCUUUGCACAGUGGAUGGACAGAGGCACUCCAUAGGCGAUACUGGUGUCCCAUUCUGUUUGCAGUCCUGUGUGAAGCCACUUAAAUACUCUAUCGCUGUAAAUGAUCUUGGCACAGACUUUGUUCACCAGCACAUGGGCAAAGAACCCAGUGGCAAUCGCUUCAACAAACUGUCUCUCAACCAUGAAGGUAAACCCCACAACCCAAUGGUGAAUGCUGGUGCAAUUGUUGUCUGCUCGUUAAUUAAGCCUUCAACAAACAAGGCUGAGAAGUUUGACUAUAUUAUGCAGUCGCUAAAGAAUAUGGCUGGGAAUGAAUUUGUUGGCUUCAGCAAUGCAACGUUCCAGUCGGAGAAAGAGACAGGAGACCGGAAUUAUGCAAUUGGAUAUUAUAUGAAGGAGAAGAAGUGUUUUCCUUCAGGAAUUGACAUGAUCUCUGCACUGGACCUCUACUUCCAGCUGUGCUCCAUUGAAGUGACUUGUGAAUCUGGCAGUGUGAUUGCUGCCACCCUGGCUAAUGGUGGGAUCUGUCCCAUCACAGGACAGCGAGUCCUGAGUGCCGAAGCUGUGAGGAACACGCUGAGCCUGAUGCACUCCUGUGGCAUGUAUGACUUCUCUGGCCAGUUCGCUUUUCAUGUCGGAUUACCUGCCAAAUCUGGAGUAUCAGGAGCCAUCCUGCUUGUGGUACCUAACGUUAUGGGAGUUUUCUGCUGGUCCCCUCCUUUGGACAGGAUUGGCAACAGUGUACGUGGAAUUCACUUCUGCCAGGAACUUGUCUCACUUUUCAAUUUUCAUAACUAUGACAACCUGAGACACUGUGUUCGUAAACUGGAUCCAAGGAAAGAGAGAAGCGAGGCACAACAGAAGACUGUGGUGAACCUACUUUUUGCUGCAUACAGUGGAGACGUGUCAGCCCUGAGAAGAUUUGCACUGUCAGCCAUGGACAUGGAGCAGAAGGACUAUGAUUCUCGAACAGCUCUACAUGUUGCAGCUGCAGAAGGACAUUUAGAUGUGGUCAAGUUUUUGAUUGAAGGCUGCCGAGUGAAUCCAUUUGCAGAGGACAGGUGGGGCAACACUCCUCUGCAAGAUGCCAUCCGAUUUGAAAGACAUGACGUAGUGACCUUGCUGAGUGAAUACCAAGAGGCCUACCAAAAAUACCUGAGGGGACCUGAGAGUUCAGAGGAACAGAUGUCCCUGGAAAAUCUCGAGAGUAUGGUGUAGAUGUCCUUCACUUUGUGUCCUUGAUGGAAUCUCUGGCUCCAACCACCAAUGCUUUCAUUAUUCUCCUACUCGAACCCAAAUGACCCUUAUUUCUAGAUAUAUAUCUACAUAUGUCAGCAGCAUUGUAAAGGGCAGACAUGGUGUAAUAUGCUAUCAUGCCUUUUUAUUUAAAUAUAAUAUAUAUAUAUACAUACACACACACAUAUAUUGUCAAAGAAAAUUUUCUUUUAAUUCAUAAACGGUGCUGCUGGGGUCUUGGCUGCUUAAGCAUCCGUGAGUAGGGCUUGAGUAAUGUUUGCAUGAGUUCACUAUGCCAUUGGUUCCCAAACUGUGGGGCUGGCCUUCUGGAGGGGUCAGACCAGUGGCUGGAGGGAGCAGCAUAAAGGCGACUUAGGCCGAGGCAUGGGAUGAAAGCUUAUUUGCUGUCGCAGGUGUUCUUGGAACUAUGGUAAAGUGGUGCAAACAACUAUAUUUUCAUGUAUCUGUGGCAUUGUUAUUAGCUAAAAGGGUCUGAUGAAAUAUCAGACCAUAAAGGGAUGCUUUA
Messenger RNA from Xenopus tropicalis (tropical clawed frog), 2848 nucleotides. RefSeq names its product glutaminase 2 (gene gls2). The record is from RefSeq and is a predicted model, not a curated record. The transcript has 18 exons. The coding region runs from base 526 to 2304 and encodes 592 amino acids. Gene Ontology annotation, molecular function: glutaminase activity. Lineage: Eukaryota; Metazoa; Chordata; Amphibia; Anura; Pipidae. Gene Ontology annotation, cellular component: mitochondrion. Gene Ontology annotation, biological process: L-glutamine metabolic process.